AUGAAGGGCCGUCCGGUCGACCAGCUCGUUUACGAGCAGAUGUUCCCCAAACCGAAGCCCCAGGACCCCCAGAACUUCCAUGCCCUCCUUCAACGACACCUGAUCCUUGAGGUCCGCCAGGAGGUCCACUCCUUCUAUGGCCAUCUCGACACCGCAGAAGCCAAGUACCCAGGUCUCGACUACACACAUCCCAUUCACCGAACUCGACUCAGCAGGUGGCAGUGGCACCGGAGAAUGUUCCGAGCUUUCGACGCCCUGCGCCUCACCCCAAGCGAAAUUGCCGGCUUGACAAAAUGGGAGGGUACGAGAUGGGCCAAGGUUCGAUAUGAGCGAGAGCAGAACAUCUCCAUACGUGACACAGCAGCCGACGGCAUGUCCCACUGGCUCGACCGUGAAGUCCGCAUCACCACCUCGGAUUCAGCGGAUGGCCCAGACACCACCGAGGACGACACAAUGGCCGAGGUCGACGAGGAUGAUAGCGACGGUGAAUUGGAGAGCGUUGGCAUUGCAUUGAAUGAGCAACUACGUGAGCGAGUGGCGGCCAGAAACGCGGGGGAUCUGUCCCUACCUGUGGACGAGGCCUGGGAACAGUGGUUCAAGAAUGCAGUAGAGACCGGCGAGAUUUCUCACAUGCGGGAAAGGAUCACCCACGUGUCCCCUCAGGACCUCUUUCCUCCACGCUUCAUUGAUGCCGCAAGAGCUGGGAAUUGGCAUGACAUUCCCGAGUUUCUGCGGGAUUUGAUCAGAGAUGGCCUACGUGCUGAGGAUAAUCGCCUACAAGGGCGCUCAGCAGUCCCUUCUCCGUCAUCCACAGCAUCGGCCUCGAGCGUCUUCAGCCUCCUGUCUGCGCCUCUCCAACCCGUAUCUCACAGCAGCCGCGGCUCGGCAACUCGCAGCUCCUACUCAGGCCUCCGCAUACCCGGCGCCUUUCAAGGACUCGACGAUGGUGGCACGUCGCACGCGCAACGCGGCCAAGCUUAG
Diaporthe amygdali is the source of this 981-nucleotide messenger RNA. RefSeq lists its product as uncharacterized. The transcript has a single exon. NCBI's taxonomy places the organism in Eukaryota, Fungi, Ascomycota, Sordariomycetes, Diaporthales, Diaporthaceae. Bases 1 to 981 code for a protein of 326 amino acids. The record is from RefSeq and is a predicted model, not a curated record.